AUGGCAUUUCGUCCAUUUAUAAUAUCUUUUGGGGUUUUUAUUUUCACAAUUCACAAUAUUUGUGGUAGAGAGCUUGUUGGAGAGUGGAAGAAAUCUCUUAAACCUGGUCAGGGUACUAGUAGCAUUGGUUUCUCCACGAGAUGCAUAGCAUGUGGACGAGGACAUGAGAAUAUUAUAAAAAAUAAACUUGAAGAAAAACAUGGAGGAAUGUUUGACAAAGGUAUCAAACACAACUACAUUGUUAAUACUAGAGAAAAUGUAGAUGGUUCAAAUAACACUGACAGCAAUAAUGGAAAAAACAACAUGAUCGGAAGUGGAAGCAACAAUGCUGGCAUCAAUGGAAGCAGAAACACAAAUGGCUCUUAUCACCUCCCUGGUAGCGGCAAUAAUGGUCCCAUCAUCGUUUCUGUUGGAAACCAAAACGGAAAUGGAAAUGAUAAUAUCAGUACAGGAUCAGGAGAUGGAGAAGAUAUUGGUCGGAAGUGA
This is a messenger RNA of Lactuca saligna, 486 nucleotides long. NCBI's taxonomy places the organism in Eukaryota, Viridiplantae, Streptophyta, Magnoliopsida, Asterales, Asteraceae. The record is from the annotation of a GenBank genome assembly.